This is a messenger RNA of Benincasa hispida (wax gourd), 1921 nucleotides long. Its product is annotated as Tetratricopeptide repeat (TPR)-like superfamily protein. Lineage: Eukaryota; Viridiplantae; Streptophyta; Magnoliopsida; Cucurbitales; Cucurbitaceae. Gene Ontology annotation, biological process: RNA modification. The record is from RefSeq and is a predicted model, not a curated record. Gene Ontology annotation, molecular function: protein binding; RNA binding; zinc ion binding.
GGCAUUGGUAGAUCGAGUGGAUUUUAUUCUCUUUUUCCACUUACCAAACAUCCAAGCACGUACUAAUGCGCUCAACCCAACGAUCUCUCCUCUAUUCCACUGCACGUUCCAUCGCUUCGACUUCCUCCUCACAAAAUUUCCCUGAAAAUCACCUCUCUUUCAUCCUCAGAAAAUGCAUCUCUCUCUUACAACUAUGCGGCUCCUCCCAAUCCCAGCUGAAGCAAAUCCACGCAUUCUCCAUCAGACAUGGCGUCCCACCCCCAAAUCCCGACUUCAACAAGCACCUAAUCUUCGCUCUCGUCUCCCUCUCGGCCCCAAUGUCCUAUGCGACCCUAAUUUUCAAUCAGAUUCAAGCCCCCAAUAUCUUCACUUGGAACACCAUGAUUAGAGGAUUUGCCGAGAGUGAGAAUCCCAGUCCGGCCAUAGAGUUGUAUUCCCAAAUGCGCGCCGCGUCUUCGAUUCUUCCUGAUACGCAUACUUUUCCCUUUCUUUUCAAGGCUGUUGCUAAGUUGAUGGAUGUUAGGCUAGGCGAGGGAAUUCAUUCUGUUGUUGUUAGAAAUGGGUUUGAUUCGUUGCUUUUUGUUCAGAAUUCGUUGGUUCACAUGUACUCUGUUUUUGGGUUUGCUGAGAGUGCGUACCAGGUGUUUGAGUUUAUGUCUGACAGAGAUCUUGUGGCUUGGAACUCUGUUAUUAAUGGCUUUGCUCUCAAUGGAAUGGCUAAUGAAGCUCUGACCCUUUUUAGGGAAAUGGGAUUUGAGGGCGUGGAGCCUGAUGGGUUCACUAUGGUUAGUUUGUUAUCUGCUUGUGUUGAGCUUGGGGCACUGGCCUUGGGGGAGAGGGUUCAUGUGUAUAUGUUGAAGGUUGGUUUAAUACAGAAUCUACAUGCUAGCAAUGCCCUUCUUGAUCUUUAUUCCAAAUGUGGGAACAUUAGGGAUGCACUGAAGAUGUUUGAUGAAAUGGAAGAGAGGAGUGUGGUUUCUUGGACUUCUCUGAUUGUUGGAUUGGCUGUUAAUGGAUUGGGAAAUCGAGCUCUUGAGCUGUUUGGGGAGUUGGAAAGGAAGGGGUUGAAGCCUAGUGAGAUCACAUUUGUUGGAGUUUUGUAUGCUUGUAGCCACUGUGGUAUGGUUGAUGAAGGCUUCAAUUACUUUAGAAGGAUGAAAGAAGAAUAUGGGAUCUUGCCAAGAAUUGAGCACCACGGCUGUAUGGUUGAUUUGUUGUGCAGGGCAGGCAAGGUCGGAGAUGCUUACGAUUAUAUUCGAAACAUGUCUGUCCCGCCCAAUGCGGUAAUUUGGCGGACCUUGUUGGGAGCUUGCACAAUUCAUGGCCAUUUGGAACUGGGUGAGGUUGCAAGAGCUGAAAUCCUGCUCUUAGAACCAAAGCACACUGGCGACUUUGUCCUUCUCUCGAACCUUUAUGCAUCGGAGCGUCGUUGGCUGGACGUGCAAAACGUGAGGAGGAUGAUGCUUAUGAAAGGAGUGAAGAAAACUCCUGGCUAUAGCCUAGUCGAGUUGAAAAAUCGUGUUUAUAAAUUUAUCAUGGGUGAUAGAUCUCAUCCUCAAAGUGAGGAGACAUAUGCAAUGCUGACGAAGAUCACCGAGUUGUUGAAAAUUGAAGGAUAUGUUCCUCGCACGGUUAAUGUUCUUGCAGAUAUAGAAGAGGAAGAAAAGGAGACAGCUUUGUCUCAUCACACAGAGAAAGUUGCUAUUGCUUUUAUGUUGGUUAACACCCCACCAAAAACUCCAAUUAGAAUCAUGAAGAAUUUGAGAAUUUGUGCAGAUUGUCAUCUGGCAAUCAAAAUCAUAUCCAAGGUUUUUGAACGUGAGAUUGUCAUAAGGGAUCGUAGUAGGUUUCAUCAUUUUAAAGACGGUUCGUGCUCUUGUAAAGAUUAUUGGUAAUCUAAAUGGUAUUUUGUUUAUCUAUA